Messenger RNA from Nymphalis io (European peacock), 4011 nucleotides. RefSeq lists its product as uncharacterized. Lineage: Eukaryota; Metazoa; Arthropoda; Insecta; Lepidoptera; Nymphalidae. The record is from RefSeq and is a predicted model, not a curated record. The coding region runs from base 44 to 871 and encodes 275 amino acids. The transcript has 5 exons. Gene Ontology annotation, cellular component: trans-Golgi network.
UGAUUGUCAUUUUACUAGAUAAAAAUAGUACAUAAUAUCGAAAAUGAUCAGCGUAAACAAUAUAUAUUAUUUGUCGAUCGUCUUUUAUGUGUUUUUAUUAAAAACAGUUCAUACUGAGGACGUAUGUGUAGCCAAAGGACCUUGCUCGUGUGAAUACUCUAAUGGCACCGGUAUUGACUUAUCGCUUACUGUUAAAGCAACAUUUUAUACUACGCAAUCAUAUAAAUUAAAGAACAAUGGAUCACAAUACGAAUUGAGUACCUAUUACUAUCAUCCGUGCACUGAUGUGUUGCUUAAAGUGAACAGUACUGCAUCGAAUAAUACAUGCGACAAGCCAUUGUCGAUAUGUCGACAUAAAACGACUUUGGAUUUAGUUGCUAAUAAUACAUUUAAAACAGAUGGAGGCAAUUAUGAAUUUUUAGGCAGAACAAAUGUUUCUCAGUUCAGUGCUGAUGGGAGAUCAAUUACUUACUUCAAUGGCCCAUCGGCGACCCUCGUUACGUUAGUUUGUGCUCAAACAGAAGACCAACUACAAGUUCUUUCGGUUUUGGAUCCAGAUAAUAUAGUACUUUCAUUCUAUUCAAGACAAGCAUGCCUGAAACUUCUUGAAGAAGAGGGACGUUCCUUCGGUUCAACUUUGCUUAUAAUAUUCUUCUCAUUUGUGAUAUUAUAUCUCGUUCUUGGAAUAUGCACUAAGAAAUUCUUAAUGGGUGCAACAGGGAUCGAGGUUGUGCCUAAUUUGACUUUCUGGUCAGAUUUACCGAAUCUAGUUAAGGAUGGUUGGGCAUUUGCAAUCAAUGGGUUCAAAUUGCCAGCUCGCGGCGCCGGCCCCGUGACGUCACCAGACCCGAACAGCUACGACAGCAUAUAACAUCAAAGCGAAGACCCCCUCAAUGAAGGUCAACUUGUAUUGAUUGAGUAAUGUCGUGAAACAAUAUAUAAUAUGGACUUAAAAUUUAAAUAUUACGUCUUGCCGCUAUAAUAGUAUUCCGACGCUGCAACACGUGGGGAUCAAUGUAAAUGUGGCGUUAUGUAAUUUAUCAAAGCUUAAAUAUAUAUAGAGAAAGUAGAAUUUUUUUUACCUUAUAUAAUAACUGUUCAUAAAUUACAAUGUAUUAUUUUAACAUCAAUAAAUAAGCAAUAUAUAAUACUGUAGAUUUUGCUGAGUAUAUAGCUCGAUAAUUGCAUUAAUUAUAUGUUGCUUAAACAUGUUAAUUACGUAAUUAUUUGACUCAAUAAUAUAAUGUUAUUAUAACCAAUUUGUUAUAUACAAUUUAAAUUUAGAAUUCUCUUUUAACUAUUUAAGACAUGUCCAGUUUCUGAAACACUGAUCACAUUAACUAAUCCGACUUUAAUAUGAAUGGCAAUUACCAUUGGGCGGCAGGCCACAAUAGAUGACCAAUGAACGUUGAGUAUUUACUUACUUUUCUUAAUUUCAAUAUUUAUAAUCUGGCACUUAGUAUGAGAACUGAUUAGAAUAUUAAAUGUUUUAUUUUUAAGGGUUGCCAUUUUACAUAAACUUAAAUAUAUAUUUUUAUUAAUUGAUUUUCAAAUUUUGGAAGAUAGCCGAUCUAUAUUUUUACGAACAUAUAUAUACACAUCUAAGAAUCUCUAGUCUAGAUGAAUAAUUCUUGAAAAAAGCGUAAUAAAAUAUGUAAUAUAAACCAUAUAUGAUAUUUACAUAUUUGUGAUGUUAACGAAAAAUCCCUAGCAAAGUAAUAAUUAAUAUACUUGAUAUUAAGAACAUUUAUAGAAGGAAUAAUCAUAACAAUUUAUUGAUUUUCAAGACAUGAUGAUAUUACGACAAAGUUUCCGUACUUGCUAUAAUCCUCUCAAUGUAUAUAGGAAUGCUCAUUGAUUUUGAUUUGGAUUAGAUUUUGUUAGAAGUGAGAAAUAUGAAUGUUAAUUUAUUGUUUCCAAAAGACGUAAAUAAUAUUUGUUUUCCCGGCAAAAAAACGUGAACAAAGUUCGAAAUUAUUUUUUUAUAUUCUAAAUAGAAUCUUUCUCAUAAUAUCAAGAACCAGCGGUCAUAACAUAUCCGUUUAAUUAAGCAUGUUAUAACCUAUACAACCUUCUUUAUUUAAAUGCAAAAAAAUCACGCGGUCCAGCUUAAUUUAAAUUAUACAUUUUUUCCCCAAUCAAAUUGAUUUUCUCAGUGUAUAAUUAAUAUGCAUGGCUGUCGAUGCGAUAACAGCCAAAUUUAUUAUUGAUUAGUUUUACAAAUUUCAAUCUCGUUCGAAUCUUGAAACGAAGUCUGUUUAACGUAACUGUAGUCUAGAUGUGUAAAUUUUUAUGUAUAUUAUGUAGUAAUUAUACUUGAUAUUUUAAAUCACGUGUAAAUUAAUCAUAAUACUGUAGUUGUAACUGUUAUGAGUAGAAUUUUAUGGAUGAAUUAUGGCAAUGGCACAUUAUUUAUUCAAAUUGUUGUGUAACCUAAAAAAAUUAUAUUAGCUUAAGUAACAAUAUGUCUAUAUAUAUGUACUAGUGUGACGUAAAAACGCUUGGCAUUGGUUAAGCAGCUGACAAGUAUUUCGAUACAUGAAUAGCUCAUGUUUUUGUUAUCGAUAGAUAUUUAAGAUCGAUUUUCGUUACAUCGCUUACAUCAGUUUCUAUAUCUACUGCUCGUCUUGCAUGUCUACCUCUUGUGAUGAUGAUCAAAAUAAUAUAGUUCUCUCCGUUAUUACAAGGCGUAUAUAUAUAUAUGAAAUUAAGUUUAAAAAUAUGAACAUGUUGACAGAUGCUGUACUAUAUGGAGUAACUUAAAGCAGAACCUUAUCUAAAUCCAAAAUUUGAUCCAAAGGCUUAGAGCUGUCCGAGAUAUAGAUUUCACAUAAUAAGAUAGGUAUGUAAGAAGAUCAUUUACCACAUAAGAAAAUCAUAUACAAAUUUUACUAGCCAGCUGCCUAAUCAUUAUGCGAUUAUACUAUUAUUAUCCAUAUAAAUAAUGAUAACGUACACUCCCGUAUAAACACCUACUUAAUAAUUGUAUAUAAUAAAAUUAUAUAACACUAUUAGUCAUAUUUAAUAAAAAAUUUAAAACAAACCGAAAUACAUAUUUAAAAGUUUCAUCUUUUCGCAGAUAUUUUUAUCAUAUGUAUAGUGGACAUUAUUAUAAUAAUUCUGUUAUAUUUUGUCAACAUAUACAUAUGUAUGCAAUUUAACGACUUUUGUUACUGUAUUAAUAUUUAUUCUGUGGGUUAUUUUGCUUUCUUUGCUAUUUAUUUCAUUAUUUACAUAUCACAGGUAUUUUAAUUCUUAAAAUAAAUAUUUAUUCCUUAACUUUAUGAGUAAUAUGACUUCCAGUAACCUCGAAAAAUCUUUUUUUCUAUUAAGUAAUGUUAAGGGUGAAUUAUAAAAACUAAUUAUCAUAUCUGUUGUAUUGUCAUUUAAUUAUAAUGUGCCAAGAAAUUAUUUGAAAUAUAUUAAACAGUAUCUAAAAGUGCAUAAUUUUGUUUGCGGUUUUUGCCUUAUCAUAUAUAUAUUCAUUAAUUUCUCUACUUUUAUAAUCUUUGUAAUGUGUAAUUUUUUUUUAAAUAUUGUCGUCACCACAAACUUAGGUCGUGAUUACCACUAAUGAAAUCAACAAUAAUUAUGAGAUUCCUUAAGUUCAUCCCUUCUGAUCUGGGUUUAUUUUGUGUUCAGUGUCUCUGAGGGCAAGUUGUAAUGUAUCAGUUUGUGUCACAAACGACUUAUUAUAACACGUAUACUAAAUAUAAAAAGUCAUAUACAGUUCGUACUGGUUUGUUGUUGUUUGUACUAAAAUGUUUGCGGUAAAUCUAUCAUAACUCGAGGACAUUGCGCCCUUUUUGUGUGACGGCAUUAUAUUUUAUAAUCUCUCGUAUUUUUUCUACGUUAUACCGUUUGUGAUCAUUUAUAUUUUGAAGUGUUUUAAGAGUAAAAUAUAUAAUUGUGAUUUUAUACAUAGUUUUAUAUUCAUACCAACUUUAUACUUUCGCCUUGCACAAAUGAAUAUGAUCUGUGUUGAAUCUCUUCAAUAAAUAAUAAAAUAUA